UGGCCUGAUGGAGGAAAGGAGGGAGGGUUAGGUUAUAGGAGCCACGCAUCUCACGGGUUAAAGGUGGAUCUGGAGGUGUGUCGAUAUUGUGUUGUGCUGGAGGUUGCUAACGAGGAGGAAGGAAAGAGCUAUUAUUUUUUGCUACUACUACUACAAGCAUCACCACCACCAGCAACAACAACAAACAAACAAACAGGUCGUCCAAGAGUCCCACAUCUCCAGCAUGCAUCUCGGGCCUCCAGUUCAGCGGCGUGGCAGGAAAAGGCAAGUCACUCAAAGAUCUCAAACCAAUACCCUGCAGUGUGUUCUGAUCCUCCUUCGCUAACACAGGCACGUCGAGUGAACUGCUGUCUCAGUAAUCAUCCUAUCAUCUCAAAGCAAUACCCUGCAGUGUGUUCUGAUCCUCCGUAACAACACAGGCACGUCGAGUGAACUGCUGUCUCAGUAAUCAUCCUAACAUCUCAAAGCAAUACCCUGCAGUGUGUUCUGAUCCUCCUUCGCUAACACAGGCACGUCGAGUGAACUGGUGUCUCAGUAAUCACCCUAACAUCUCAAAGCAAUACCCUGCAGUGUGUUCUGAUCCUCCGUAACAACACAGGCACGUCGAGUGAACUGCUGUCUCAGUAAUCAUCCUAACAUCUCAAAGCAAUACCCUGCAGUGUGUUCUGAUCCUCCGUAACAACACAGGCACGUCGAGUGAAUUGGUUUCUCAAUAAUCACCCUAACAUCUCAAAACAAUACCCUGCAGUGUGUUCUGAUCCUCCGUAACAACACAUGCAAGUCGAGUGAACUGCUGUCUCAAAAAUCGAACGCCGGUGAACGAAAGGAACUCAGCGAGGAUGGCAUAGUGGGGCCUGUAGGAAAGAUUUACCGGGUUUUUCAUCCUACGCCUACCACUGGAAAGGAAUUAUAAUAAGUGAAUGACAAUAGGAAAAGAGCCACAAGAGAACAUUCAUUGUGUGGAAAGAUACCAAAACGCGAGCCAACAUGGAGGAUGUACCAAGAAAAUACCUGAAUAACGUCAUGCACCUCGAGUGAUCAUUGCCAAGUCUUAUAAAUCGGACUUUACAGAUAGUGCACGCCAAACUAGGUGGACAAAAACACGAAACAAGGAAACGAGCCACCAAUUAAUGAACCUGCAGUGAGAAAAUAUAUCAGAAAGGAGGUUUUGUAAUGCAUGAAGUCGUCAGAUAACAACACAAAACGAAUCAUGGCGAAAGAAGUGAAGAAUGUUACGAGUAUUUAUCGGUGGGGGUAAUACGGGCCUGCCAAGGAGGAUAACACGAAAACAGAGCCACCACGGAGCCUGCAGUGGAGGAGAGGAAGAUAUUUGCAUCGUCCCUAGCGAGUAGCACCUUGCCCGUUACGCUCCCCCCCUUCCCAGGACCUCGCGUCACCGGAAAACCCACGACAGAAUACUUCCAGAGUGUCACUUUUAACACCGUCCAGCCACGGAAACACGCCACCUGCUCACUGUUGUUACAUCUAGGGAAGAAUCAUGGCUGCUAAUUGCUCGGGAGUGAUUUGUCGGUGUUACGAGGCUGGAAUUUACUACCCGGACGAGCCGCCCACCUCACGAAGUCUCCUGAUAGUGGCCGCGGUGCACCUCUACGCCGUGGCUGUCCUGGGCACGCUAUGUAACGGAGUAGCGAUAUGGUGCGUGGUGACCUGCAAGAAGACGUGGCAGGCGGUGAAGGUGUUGCUGUGCGGCGUGUUCGUGCCCCUCCUGGUGCUCUGCCUGGUGACGCAGCCCAUGAAAGCCGAGAUGGUGCUCGCUGUACUCACUUGCGACCCGAGAAACACGCCCAAAAUCUACCGAGUGAUCACCAUGAUUGUGUACAGCUUCAUGAUACAUAUGGAACUGGCCAGCAUCACAGCUCUUGCCAUAAUCAGGGCGGUGGCGGUGUGGUCGCCGCAGAGACACGAGGUUAAGCUGCGAGUGGCGCUCACCAUAGUCGUCUCCAUCCUCGUGUAUUCACUGCUCAUGGCAUUAUCGGGCACACUGGGGCUGGACUACUUGGAGGCAGAGCGCGCCCAGAGAGUUCUCGUCUUCGUUUACUUCCUCACCAACAUGAUGGUUCCUUUCCUCAUGACUGCCACCUCAUAUGCCCUUAUGAUAUUUGCCGUGAGAAAGAACAGGCGUCGCCUUGCUGCGUGUGAGUCCAAGACAGGCAGCGGCGCCCUCCUGGACCAGGCGACACGAGCCAUACUGGCGGUGUUCAUCAGCAACAUGGUGUUCGGCUUCCCACACGCCGUCUUCCACCUCUUCGAGGAGCCCUCCCACACGCUUGAUCUCAGCAUCCACAUGCUGUUCUACACUCACUUUGUGGUUGACCCACUUUUAUUCAUCUGGUACAACAGUAACUACAGACAGCAAGUGUGGAGGGCAACAAAAGCUGGCUGGAACACAGUAAUUUGCUGCUGCAAGUUUUCACCCCCCAGUGACGGUGACCAGGAGGCUUCCGGUUCAUCAGGCAUCAAGGGCAGUCACCUGUCCUUGAGAACUGACGUGUUCCUCAAGCAGUCUGAAGUAUGACAUCAGGAACAUAUACAUCUGCCUCUUUCAGCAAAUUUUACAUUUCCUUGCAUUGUCACAUUUUUUCAACAGUUUACCUUACACAUUUUAUUAUACGUUCAUCUCUGAGUAAAAGGUGAUUAUAACUUAAGUCCGUAAGGUUUCAUGUACCUGAUAUCAAGGCUUGAGUAAACCUUUCUGCACAGCCAAAGCAACAAUAACACAUGAUGCUAUGAUAAUCUCAUUCAUCAUUCACCUAAUGCCAAGUCUUGAUGCUGUGAUAAGCAGUGCCUGAUCUUUCUUCAGUAUAUCUGAAGGACUGUUCAACUGCCAGUAUUUUUACGCAUCAUUAUGUGCAUAAAUGGCCGAAAUGAAAAAUUACAGGUUUAAUAUUAACUUCUGCUUCCAUUGUACUUUCACAAUGUAUUGUGCAUGGCUUCAACUUCACUGCAAAAAAUUUACAGUGUCCCACCAUAUUGUUUUUAUACUUUGUGUCUCAGUUUAAUCAUCAAAUAUAUUUUUUUUAUAUAUUCCUACAUAAAAGAAAUAUUUAUAUUGCCAUUACUUUUACUUAUGAAAUUAGUUUCCUAGAUUAUGGGCAAUAAACAACUAAAACAUAAUAUCAACUGAAGUGGGUGGAGGCAUGCAUGACUGGCACUGGCCUUCCCUACAUUGUCCCAGAGCAAGCUGUAGGGAAGGCCCAGGGAAGAUGUGACCUUUCUAGGCUUUUCUUGAAGGUUAAUGUGAUACAGAUAUGCUGAAUCAUUAUGAAAUACAAAGGGGUUAGGAUUUUAAUCUUUUAAAGUGUCAGAUCUUAUGUCAUCUUGGCUUUCAAGAUAAUGCCUAUUUUCUUUAUAGUUUAUUUAUUUAUUUAUGUUUUAGUACUCAUGGAAAGUUGGAAAGUUUUGUUUAGUUGGCGCAACAUCUGUGGACAUAUGCCAGAGAGAGACAGAAGGGGAAGGAAUUAUAGGAGAAUGGAACAGAUCCCAGGAGAUGGGACACAACCCCCGAUUAAUACCUGGUACCCAUUCACUGCUGGGUGGACAGGGCCAGGCGUAGGGUAUCUGAAUAGAACUCACGGAAGGGAGGUUUUGUCCUUAGAUUAUGUGAGAAAAAUGAGGGAAAAUUGGACAUAACUUGUGUGAGGUGAAAUGUGUUAACUAUAUGAAGAUUAAUACAGAAUAGAGAACUGGUAUGACAUGAGAGACUCUGAAAAAAUAAAUGAGGAAUAAUGGAUUGAAAACUAGUAUGAAGUGAAAUGAAAAUACAUGUACUAAGUAGUGGAGAAACAGGAUGGAUAACUAAGGUGAUGUGAAAUGCUGCAAGAGAGAAUGAAUACAGGGAAACUGAAUGGAGAACUAGUAUGAAGUAAAAUGUGAUGGAGGGAAUCAAAAAAACUCGUAUAAGGUGUGAUGAAUCAAGUCGGACAGGUUAAGUGUGGAAGGGUAAGGGGAAAGAAAUUAACCCGGUAGCAGCGGGGAUCAUGUUUCUUAGUGGUCCCUCUAAGCGAGAAAAAUGAGAAAAAAACAUCACUCACACAAACCAUUUCAUAAUAUACAUCAAAGCAUUUGUGAUCAGUUUAUGUAUCAUCUAUUUUGGGGGGUUUAUAUCAUGGCACAAAUUUGGCCCGUCGCUGCUACACAGUAAAGCCACAAAUUUGGCCCGUCGCUACUACACGGUAAGCCACAAAUUUGGCCCGUCGCUGCUACCGGGUUAAGUUUCAGAAUAAACUUAAAUGUAAACUUUUUGAAGGAAGUUACCACCACAUUUCACAGAUGCAAUGCAGCAUGCUUGUACUUGGUCAUACUCUGGAGUUUCAAAGAGGGGAUGAAAUAAAAUGGCCAUCCUUUCUUCACAUAUUACUUGUUUCACCAAUGUACAGCUGUGCUUGAAAAAUAAGACUUCUAUAUACAGCUCCUCUUGUGAAUACACUGUUAAAACUCCAUCAUGGGUGAAAAUAUUACACUGAGGAUAUAUAUUAUGCUCUUAAAAAGAAAAAACUGAACUACGUGUAUAUGAGCAGCAGCUGUGGCACAGGAAGCGAAUCGGCACAUAAGCAAGAGUACAAAGGAGGUGCAAUGCUAUUAUUCUCACUCAGCGUGUGUGUAAGUGGGUAUAGGCACUUAAAGACUCGGCUUGUUGACACAAAUAAACGGACAAAGCAGCUACACUGCACCAGGUUACCAACAACUCGCAUUAGCUGGGCUGCUGACCAUUGCUUCCAUAUCUCAUGUGAUAAGUUAUAUCCUAUAUGUACUUCACCAUUAGUUCGCACGCCCUAAUACUUUCACACUUCAAUGAUCUAGAAAUCUUAAGUGUAUGAUUCUGGCCAUUCCUUUACUGCUUGUGCCUAUAGUUAUCCAUUUGACAUAAAUUUAAAACUUCCUUUUAGUAACCAGAUGAAAUGACAAACCCUUUAUUGCCUUACUUGCAGCAUUAUGAAGUGUUACUUGAAAACUCUUUCCCCUCAAUACUCUGUGCGAAUUCAGUCACCAUGAACAUUGGUUGCAUAAGGAUGAGCAGCUGGUGACCUGAAGGCUUCCUGCUUUCUAUUACCCUAGGAAACCUUGCAAGCAAAGCCUCAAAUUCAGUCUUUGAUGAUUAAUAAUCUGGUAGAUUCUUUAGACUUUCCUCUACUUUUUACUACACAGUAUCAACGUAAAGAAGAGCAUGCUUGAUUUGAUCAGAGAAGAAAUAAUAACUAAUAUUCCUACUAAGGCUACCCUAGAUCAUUAAGCUAUGGCUACAGUAGCAAUGAUAAUGAUAAUGCAUAAUGUAGUCUUGCUGCAGGCUACACACAUAUUGAUAAAAGUCAAUAUUAGGUAGUCAAUUGAGUCACCGUUGAGUGGUGUAACAGCAUGACAUAAGAAAGAGGGAGGAUGACAAUGAAAGAUUAAAUUAUAUGAAGGAAUUCAACAACCGGAAAGGAUAAGGAGGAAUGAGUGGAAAGGAGAGGCUUAAACAAAGGAGAGGAAAAGGUUUCAUUUCAACCCUCACACAGUGAAUAACAACUUUAUGAUGAUUCCCUUUUUAGGUUAUCCAUCUAUCAAGCUGGAACAAAACUAAAGACAGCAUUUGCAAAAUAGAAGAUGAAAACAAUAAUUAAGACUAUCUGGAGAUACAUAAUAUUAUGAUGGUCAUGCCAAGACUGGAGCAAAUCUUCACAUUCUCUGCAUAGCAAGAAUGAGGUAGAGUUGAGAAGAGCAUCAGUGGAGGUGAAGUG
Messenger RNA from Eriocheir sinensis (Chinese mitten crab), 5738 nucleotides. RefSeq lists its product as uncharacterized. Gene Ontology annotation, molecular function: G protein-coupled receptor activity. The record is from RefSeq and is a predicted model, not a curated record. The coding region runs from base 1499 to 2536 and encodes 345 amino acids. NCBI's taxonomy places the organism in Eukaryota, Metazoa, Arthropoda, Malacostraca, Decapoda, Varunidae. Gene Ontology annotation, biological process: G protein-coupled receptor signaling pathway. Gene Ontology annotation, cellular component: membrane. The transcript is spliced from 6 exons.